AUGACGUACGACAGAUCUAAAGAGAUGGAACAACAAGCUUGGGUUGCUGAGAGACUCAACAGAACACCAGCGUUGUCUGCGUUGAACGGCCUGCUUUCUUCGUUUCCUGUGGUGAAGAUCUUCACCUCUAACGCUGUUCCUCUUCUCAUUUGGAGAGAGCACAACCAGGCUGCCAGACUGGACAAGAAACUCAACCACUAG
Molecule: messenger RNA, 201 nt
Organism: Ogataea philodendri
Lineage: Eukaryota; Fungi; Ascomycota; Pichiomycetes; Pichiales; Pichiaceae
Exons: 1
Coding region: 1-201 (66 amino acids)
Source: RefSeq, a predicted model, not a curated record